Entamoeba dispar SAW760 is the source of this 1626-nucleotide messenger RNA. Its product is annotated as protein tipD, putative. The transcript has a single exon. The coding region runs from base 1 to 1626 and encodes 541 amino acids. Gene Ontology annotation, cellular component: autophagosome membrane. Gene Ontology annotation, biological process: autophagosome assembly. The record is from RefSeq and is a predicted model, not a curated record. Gene Ontology annotation, molecular function: protein binding. NCBI's taxonomy places the organism in Eukaryota, Evosea, Mastigamoebida, Endamoebidae.
AUGGAAUUUACAAAACAGAUUAAUUUAAAACUAUAUCGUAGAGAUGCUAUCCAAAUAAUUCCUUGGAAAAAUAUUACUUCUAUUACAAUAAGUACAACUUCUAAAGAAGAAUAUGAAGAAGAAAUUAAAAAAUUAACAUUAGAUUUACAUAAUUCUACUGUAUUUAUUAAUGCACAAACUUCAAGACUAUUUGAUGCAGUAAAUAAAAUUGCUAAAUUAGAAAAUACUACAACACAAGCAGAAAAACUUGCAAAAGAUAGUAAAGAACAAUUAGAUUUAUAUAUUGAAAAAUCAAAAGAAGAAGAUAAUAAAACUCAACAAUUAGAAAAACAAAUUGAUUAUUUAAAAAAUGAAUUAGGAUUUUCAAGAACUCAGUUAGGUGAAAUGAAUGAAAAGUUUAAACAAGUCAAUUAUGAAAAUCAUAGAUUACUUGAUAUAAUAGAAGAUCUUAGAAAACAAUUAGAAAGAAAUUCUAAUUCAAAUUAUAUUCAAAUAUCUCCUUUACCUCCUCAAUCAACUCUUGAAGAACCUGAAAAACGUCCUUCUCCUGUUCAUAAUGAAGUUAAUACAAAUCCAUCAAGCACCAAAUCAUCAACUCAAUCAAAACCUAAAAUAUUACAAAAAGGUGUUUCUUCUGAUAUACUUGAUAAUAAAGAACAUUCAAAAAAAUCUACAGGAAUAUCUGAAACAAAAACUUGUAUAGCAAAUUUGGUCUGUCAUGUCCCUUCUAUUGCUGUUAGAAAUAUGGCUGGUCAUACUGGAGACAUUACAGCUAUUGCAUUUAAUGGUUCAGGACAAAUAUAUGCCACUGGAAGUGAAGAUAGAACAGUAAGAAUUUGGGAUUCAACCACUUCUGUUUGUAAAACUUUCUUAAGAGGAAUGUCUCAAUCAGUAACUUCAAUAGAUUUUAGUGAAAUUAAUGAUUUAUUAUUAGUAACAUCAAAUGACGCAACAGUCAGAAUAUUUGAUCUUAAUAGAUAUUCCGCUAGAUAUACAUUAACUGGACACUCAAAUAGAAUUACUGGAGGAAAGUUUAUUGACGCAGAAACUAUUGUCACUGGAUCUACUGAUAGAACAUUGAGGUGGUGGGAUAUGGCACAUAGUAGAUGUAAAUUAAGUUGUCCAACUGGAAGUGCUGUUAGUGGAUUAACAUUAAUGAGAAAUCAAGCAGUAACAAGUCAUAUAGAUGGAUCUAUUAGAUUCUGGGAUAAUAGACAAAAAGAUCCAGUAGGUGUAGUUAGUGUAUUUGAUAGUGUUGCAUGUAGUGAUGUUGUAUUUGUUGAUGGUGCUGCUGAAUAUCUAUUGACCAAUGGCAAAGACAAUACAAUAUGGAUGGUGGAUCCUUUUAUGAUGAGAGUAGUCAAAAAAUAUUUCAAUGACGAUUAUAUUAAUCCUGGAAGUAGAAUAGGUAUUUCAGCAGAUAAAUCUUACAUGACAGUGGGUUCUGUUGAUGGUGCAGUUUAUGUGUGGAAUCUAACAACGAGUAAAUUCGCAUGUUGUGUUUAUCCUGAAGUCAAUGUACAUCAAGGAGGAUCAUAUCAAAGUUGUUAUUGCUCAACUUGGAAUCCAUUAUCUUCACAAUUAAUAAGUGGUUACGGAAGAAAUGUUAUAGUUUGGGAUGACUGA